CACCAUAUAUAAAAGGACCGCAUUGGCAGUUUCUUCUUCCUUCUUCAUCUCUGCCGCCUGCCAAGCUUCGAGGGUCUCCAGGUUGCUCCUCGGACAUCUAGCAGCCAACCCAAAAUGGUUCUUCAAAACGAUGUCGAUUUGCUGAAUCCUCCAGCAGAGCUUGAGAAGAAGAAGCACAAACUCAAGCGUCUGGUUCAGUCGCCCAAUUCUUUCUUCAUGGAUGUGAAAUGUCAAGGCUGCUUCAACAUAACAACUGUGUUUAGCCACUCUCAAACCGUGGUGGUGUGUGGUAACUGCCAGACUGUUCUUUGCCAGCCUACAGGAGGUAGAGCCAGACUCACCGAGGGAUGCUCUUUCCGGAAAAAGGGGGACUAAUCUGCUCUACAUGAUUUGACAAGAGUUUGACCCCUAUAUGUUUCAAAAUGUUCAUCUUUAUAAUUUAAAAUUUUUGUAGUACGUUCAAGGAUUUGAUUACAAGCUUGUUCCUCUUUAUGAUCUUGAUCAAGUAGAGUUUUUACAUGUAGUGGAUGGUUUCUUGCUUCAAUGAAUGGAGUUUUGAGUUGCACUUGA
Messenger RNA from Theobroma cacao (cacao), 570 nucleotides. RefSeq names its product small ribosomal subunit protein eS27y-like. The record is from RefSeq and is a predicted model, not a curated record. NCBI's taxonomy places the organism in Eukaryota, Viridiplantae, Streptophyta, Magnoliopsida, Malvales, Malvaceae. Gene Ontology annotation, cellular component: ribosome. Gene Ontology annotation, biological process: translation. Gene Ontology annotation, molecular function: structural constituent of ribosome.